Messenger RNA from Chiroxiphia lanceolata (lance-tailed manakin), 1179 nucleotides. RefSeq names its product refilin A (gene RFLNA). Gene Ontology annotation, biological process: negative regulation of chondrocyte development; skeletal system morphogenesis; actin filament bundle organization. Gene Ontology annotation, cellular component: actin filament bundle. Lineage: Eukaryota; Metazoa; Chordata; Aves; Passeriformes; Pipridae. Bases 153 to 971 code for a protein of 272 amino acids. Gene Ontology annotation, molecular function: filamin binding. The record is from RefSeq and is a predicted model, not a curated record. The transcript is spliced from 4 exons.
CUGCCGGCGGGGCCGCCCCGCGCACACGGCCGCGUCCCCGCGGGGCUGGGCGGGGGGAUCGGGCUUCGGCUUCCCCUCCCCGGGAGCGCCUGACGGGCGGGCAGGGCCGGGGCCGGUGGAGGGGAGGCGGCCGGGGCACCCCGGUCCGGCCGAUGCUGGCGCUGCCCCGCGCAGCACCGGGUUCCAGCGGGCUGGUGGCGGCGGUCGGGACUCAGGGGGGGGCCCCCGGCGUCCCUUCCCCUUCCCCUUCCCUCCCUCCGCGGCGGGCGGCCCUGGAGGAUUUUCUCCCGCCGCGGCCCCCUCGCUGCCCCCCAGACAUGGUAGGUCACCUCCAGCUGCAAGGGAUGGACGAGAGCCUGAAGGAGAAGAGCCGGGAAGGCUUGCUGGACAGCCCGGACUCGGGGCUGCCCCCCAGCCCCAGCCCCCCCUUCUACUCGCUGUCGCCCGGUGAGGGCCGGGCAGGGGGCAGCGGCGGUGCGGACCCCCCGGCCCCGGGGCACCGGCGAGAGGCCAAGGACGGCAAAGUGAUGCCUUACCUGCUCCUGAACCCGUCCAUGCCAGAGAUAAGGCCUCGAAUGCACCCUGUGUUUUUUGGAGAAAGCAUUGAGGUCAGCCCUGAGCCCGUGCAGGAAAUCAGGUGCAAUUCCGAGGUGAAGUACGACUCCGAGAAGCAUUACCGGGACGACAUUUUCUACGGCCCCAUCCCCACCGUCACCACCUACAGCGAGACAAUCAUCGCUGCUCCCAACUGCACCUGGCGGAACUACAAGUCCCAGCUGAUCUUCGAGCCCCGCCAGAAGCCACUGAGGUUUCAGAGCACAACCAUCAUUUUUCCCAAGCGUGCCAAGAACAUUUACCGGACCACCCUCAGCUACAGCUUGGGUUGUGCCAAGCGUUGGUUCGCUUCCAGCGUGCAGCUGGAACUCUGUGAGGAAACCAGCCCGUGCGUCAUCUACAGCGAGACCCUCUGAUCCGCCCUGGCAACCGCGCGACCUCCGGGAAGGCCGCGGCCUUCGCUGGGCCUCUGGCUGGGCCUUCAUGGAUGGCGACUGAACAUCAGUGGCUGGAGAACACCUCGUCGUGGUUUCCUGUGAACUCCCUGCCACGCCGGUCUCAUGCCCGCUCUGCCCCUGCCCCGGCCAGCUCGGAGGGCUCUGGAGAAUCAACGUCUACAACCAG